Molecule: messenger RNA, 771 nt
Organism: Mytilinidion resinicola
Lineage: Eukaryota; Fungi; Ascomycota; Dothideomycetes; Mytilinidiales; Mytilinidiaceae
Product: putative mismatched base pair and cruciform DNA recognition protein
Exons: 2
Coding region: 33-572 (179 amino acids)
Source: RefSeq, a predicted model, not a curated record
CUUCCAACCAUCAACCCACACCACAAAUCACCAUGUCUUCAGACAAAGACCAAACCUCCACCCUCCAGUCCUACGUCGACUCGGCCUCCAGCACCUUCAACAGUGCUAUUGGCUCUCUGACCGGCAACCGAGCUGACAAGCAAAAAGCCACCGACAAACAAGCCACCGCCGACGCAGAACGUGAUCUCUCCCACACCGCCGCCAAAGCCGGCCCCUUCACCAUCGGCUCGUCUGGCGCCGUCUCUAAGGACUCUUCUGACCGCACUGAGGGUUCAUGGAACCAGACCAUCGGCUCUGCGAAGGAGGCGGUUGGCGGCUUGAUCGGCGCAGAGGGCUUGAAGAGGGAAGGCAUCCAGCAGAACCGUGAGGGCAAGGCUCAGGAGGCGCAGGGACAGCUUUCGGACCUUGGGCAGGGUGUCAAGGAUAGAGUAGGCGGAACUCUGGGAGGCAUUGGUGCGGGCCUGACGGGAGACAAGACGGGGCAGGAGCGGUAUCAGGCGCAGCAUGAUGAGGGCAAGACGAAGCAGAGGGGUGUUGAGACGGAUCUACAGAAGCAGGAUCCUAGUGCAUAGAUGUUGAAGUUCCGGGCUGAGUUCCUUCCGAGGAUGGUUUUGAUACGAGGUUUGGGCCGGUGGAUGAUGGCUGAGAUUGAUAUCCCUGGGACUCUCGAGUAGAGAUUGCCCUUUCCACUUCUACCUACAUUUUCCAAUGCAAUCAUUCUGGAAAAGUCUUGACUGUUGUUUGACUGUUUUAUGAUGGUGAUGUCGUUAA